Molecule: messenger RNA, 711 nt
Organism: Camellia sinensis
Lineage: Eukaryota; Viridiplantae; Streptophyta; Magnoliopsida; Ericales; Theaceae
Product: dihydroorotate dehydrogenase
Source: RefSeq, a predicted model, not a curated record
UGGGGGGGAAAAGAAUGGCAGGAAGGAAAGGAGGAGGAGAAGAAUUCGUGUACAGAAUCAGCACAAGCGAGGAGUGGGAGGCUCUUCAGAAAACUGGAACUACUUUGGGUGGUGAACUUGACAAAACCGAUGGGUUUAUCCAUCUCAGCAGCCUCCAUCAGGUCCAGUCAACUUUGCAGAACUUCUUUCUGAACAGUAACAGGGACCUUUACCUGCUCCAAAUUGAAUCUAAAAAGCUGGGAGAAGGACUAGUAUACGAAGCUGUAGAUGCCUCAAACGUCUUUCCCCAUUUCUAUGGUCCAUCUCAGAGUUUCAGUCCUCUCCCUUUGGAUGCAGUUACAAAAGCAGAGAAGCUUACUUUAUCAGGUGGCCAAUUCAGUUGUAGUUUGCUAAGUUGAAUGGCAACAAGCUUUGUCAUUCAUCUUUGUGUCUCUACCUGAUUUGGUGUUAGUUCCAAUGGGGAGAUUUGUCAGUGUUUGUCAUUACAUACUGCUACCCAGAUUCAAGGUUCCACUUGGCAAUUUGUUGUCUGUGUGUUGAUUGUGUUGUUAAUGUUGUUCAAGCUUUCAAAGAUUCUGUUAGGCAAUCCCUCUAUAUGUUUAAGCUGCUUCAUAUUUUUAAGCAUGGAAUUAAACAGCUAGUGGUUCAUGGAGUUUGGCAUUUAGAUCGUUUUUAAUCAAUUAUUGAUGCAUUUUGAUUUUUUCUAUUUUG